This is a messenger RNA of Cuscuta europaea, 5549 nucleotides long. NCBI's taxonomy places the organism in Eukaryota, Viridiplantae, Streptophyta, Magnoliopsida, Solanales, Convolvulaceae. The record is from the annotation of a GenBank genome assembly.
UUCAAACCAGCUAACCAAUCAUCAUCAACUAAGCAAAUACAGACAGUGUUAGAGAGAGAGAGAGAAAGCAACAUCAGCUUAAGCAAAGCUUAGACAGAGAAACACUCCGUUCAUUCACUUUACCUUUCCUUUAUGUUCAUCUCAUAUUCUCAUUGCAUUCAAUUAUACUGCCACACGUUUAUAUAAUUUCCACAGCAGCGGAAAAAGUCUAAGCUUUUCGCUGGACGCCGGAAAGCAUUUCUCUUCUUCUUCAUUGAUAUUGUCUCCGGCGGCGGAAGUUUACGGAGCUUUGAGUUGGUGCAGUUCCGAUCUAACUCGGCGAGUCAAAAGGUCGGCGCUUUUUCUCUUGAUGCGUUGCAAGGGGAGCGAUCGAUAAACUCGGAGUUUGUCCAAUGGCACCACCUAUCAACAUUAUAGUCGGAUCUCAUGUGUGGGUUGAGGAUCCCCAUCUGGCAUGGAUUGAUGGGGAAGUGAUCAAAAUUGAUGGUCAAGAUGCUCAUGUUAAUACUGCAAAUGGUAAAAAGGUUGUCUCAAGUAUCUCUAAGUUGUUCCCUAAGGAUGAAGAAGCACCACCUGGUGGUGUUGAUGAUAUGACUAAACUCUCCUAUCUUCAUGAGCCUGGAGUUCUUCAAAAUAUGUGUACCAGAUAUGAACUAAAUGAAAUAUAUACUUACACCGGAAAUAUAUUAAUUGCUGUGAACCCUUUCCAAAGGUUACCUCAUCUGUAUGAUACUCACAUGAUGGAGCAAUAUAAAGGAGCAGCAUUUGGGGAGUUGAGUCCUCAUGUAUUUGCUGUUGCUGAUGUUGCGUACAGGGCAAUGAGUAACGAGGGAAAGAGCAACUCAAUUUUGGUCAGUGGAGAAAGUGGUGCAGGAAAGACUGAAACCACUAAGAUGCUUAUGAGAUACCUUGCAUAUCUGGGUGGCAGGUCUGGAGUUGAAGGACGGACUGUAGAACAACAAGUUCUAGAAUCAAAUCCUGUUCUUGAAGCAUUUGGAAAUGCAAAAACUGUGAGGAACAACAACUCAAGUCGCUUUGGUAAAUUUGUUGAAAUACAAUUUGAUAAGAGUGGGAGGAUAUCUGGUGCAGCCGUACGAACAUAUCUUUUGGAGAGAUCUCGUGUUUGCCAGAUUUCAACUCCUGAAAGAAACUACCACUGCUUUUAUCUUCUUUGUGCUGCACCCCCUGAGGAAAGAGAGAAAUAUAAGCUAGAAAAUCCUAAGUCAUUCCAUUACCUCAAUCAAUCCAACUGUUAUGAGCUUGAUGGAGUGAACGAUGGUGAAGAAUACCUCGCAACAAGAAGGGCUAUGGAUAUAGUUGGAAUUAGCGAGGAAGAACAGGAGGCAAUUUUCAGGGUAGUUGCUUCAAUACUGCAUCUUGGUAAUAUUGAAUUUGCAAAAGGGAAUGAGAUUGAUUCAUCUGUGCUUAAGGAUGAGAAAUCUAGAUUUCAUCUUAAUACGAUGGCUGAUUUACUCAAGUGUGAUGCCAAGAGUCUAGAGGAUGCACUAAUUAAACGUGUGAUGGUCACACCUGAAGAAAUUAUUACAAGGACUCUUGAUCCAGAGGCUGCUUUGGGAAGUAGGGAUGCUUUAGCUAAAACAAUAUAUUCUCGCCUUUUUGAUUGGAUUGUAGAAAAAAUAAAUAUUUCGAUUGGGCAAGAUCCAAACUCAAAGUCGAUUAUUGGAGUUCUUGAUAUAUAUGGAUUUGAAAGUUUUAAAAGCAACAGUUUUGAGCAGUUCUGUAUCAAUUUUACAAAUGAAAAGCUACAACAACAUUUUAAUCAGCAUGUAUUUAAGAUGGAACAAGAAGAGUAUGAAAAGGAAGAGAUAAACUGGAGCUACAUAGAGUUUGUUGAUAACCAAGAUGUGCUUGAUCUUAUUGAGAAGAAACCCGGAGGAAUCAUUGCUUUAUUGGAUGAAGCUUGUAUGUUUCCUAAAUCAACUCAUGAAACAUUUUCCCAAAAACUGUACCAAACUUUUCCUAAAAACAAACGCUUUGUUAAGCCAAAGCUUUCUCGGACCAGCUUUACAAUUUCACACUAUGCGGGGGAGGUGACGUAUCAAGCAGAUCUCUUUCUGGAUAAAAACAAGGAUUAUGUGAUUGCAGAACAUCAGGACCUAUUAACAGCCUCAAAGUGCUCCUUUGUAGCGGGCUUAUUUCCUCCACUUCCUGACGAUUCAUCAAAAUCCUCCAAGUUUUCCUCCAUUGGUUCACGCUUUAAGCUGCAAUUGCAAUCUUUAAUGGAGACCUUGAAUUCUACUGAGCCUCACUAUAUCAGAUGUGUAAAACCCAAUAAUGCUCUCAAGCCCUCCAUUUUUGAGAACUUGAAUGUAAUCCAGCAAUUGCGAUGUGGUGGAGUACUUGAAGCUAUCAGAAUCAGUUGUGCUGGUUACCCCACCAGACGCACUUUUUACGAGUUUCUUCUUCGAUUUGGUGUUCUUGCACCAGAGGUUUUAGCAGGAAAUCAUGAUGACAUGGUUGCUUGUCAGAUGAUUCUGGACAAAAUGGGAUUAAAAGGCUAUCAGAUAGGGAAGAACAAGGUCUUUCUGCGUGCUGGCCAGAUGGCUGAACUUGAUGCCAAAAGAGCAGAGGUGCUUGGAAAUGCAGCCAGGAUAAUUCAAAGGCAAAUCCGGACCUAUAUUACACGUAAGGAAUUCUUUGAACUGCGUCAAGCUGCAGUUCAAAUGCAAUCGUGUUGGCGAGCAAUGUUGGCUUGUAAAUUGUAUCAGCAACUGAGAUGUGAAGCAGCUGCUUCAAAGAUCCAAAAGAGCUUCCGGUGUUAUGUUGCAAGGAAAUCAUACUCAACAUUACAAUAUUCUGCAAUUGCAUUGCAGACAGGCAUGCGAGUGAUGGUUGCUCGAGAUGAGUUUCGGUUCCGGAAGCAAACCCGAGCUUCAAUUAAAGUUCAGGCUUAUUUUCGUCGCUAUAGAGGUUAUGCGUAUUACAGAAAUCUUCAGAGGGCUGCCAUUAUCACUCAAUGUUUUUGGAGGCAACGAGUUGCUAGGAAAGAGCUUCGGAAACUUAAGAUGGAUGCAAGGGAAACAGGUGCUCUCAAAGAAGCAAAAGACAAGCUGGAAAAGAAAGUGGAAGAACUCACAUGGCGGUUGCAGUUUGAGAAGAGAUUGAGGACCGAACUAGAGGAGACAAAAGCACAAGAAACAGCUAAGUUACAGGAAGCAUUGCAUUCAAUGCAAAAGCAAGUAGAAGAAGCAAAUGCAAGAGUAAUCCAAGAACAAGAGGCAGCCCGAAAGGCAAUAGAAGAAGCUCCUCCUGUGAUUAAGGAGACUCCAGUCAUAGUUGAAGAUACUGAAAAGCUGAAUGCCUUGAUCUCUGAAGUAGAUAAUCUGAAGGCUUCACUGUUCAUAGAAAGACAAGCAGCAGAAGAGGCAAAAAAGGCUUGUAAAGAUGCAGAAGCAAAAACUGUGGAGUUGGUAAGCAAACUUGAUGACGCAGAACGCAAAAUUGAUCAACUUCAAGAUUCUUUGCAGAGACUUGAAGAGAAACUUUCAAAUAGUGAGUCAGAAAAUCAAGUACUUCGUCAACAAGCCUUGACCAUGUCACCAACAGGGAAAACUUUGUCUGCACGACAAAAAAGCACUAUUAUUCCGAGAACUCCCGACAAUGGAAAUAUUCUAAAUGCAGAAAUAAAGGAUAUGCGUACAGCAGUGCCAAUUCCAAAGGAGCCUGAGUCAGAGGAAAAGCCGCAGAAGAGUCUCAAUGAAAAGCAGCAAGAGAACCAGGAUUUGCUGAUCAAGUGCAUUUCACAAGAUUUGGGAUUUUCGGGAGGCAAACCAGUUGCAGCUUGUGUUGUGUAUAAAUGCCUACUUCACUGGAGAUCAUUUGAAGUUGAAAGAACAAGUGUUUUUGAUCGUAUAAUACAAACUAUAGCUUCAGCCAUUGAGGUUGCGGAUAAUAAUGAUGUAUUGGCCUACUGGCUGUGCAAUAUAGCCACACUGUUGAUGUUGCUUCAACAAACACUUAAAGCCAGCGGUGCUGCUAGUUUUACACCCCAACGACGCAGGUCAUCUUCAGCUUCUCUUUUUGGAAGGAUGUCUCAAGGCUUACGAGCUUCGCCACAGAGUGCUGGGAUUUCCAUUCUCAAUGGGCGUGUACUGGGAAGAUUGGAUGAUUUACGUCAAGUUGAGGCUAAAUAUCCUGCUUUGCUAUUCAAGCAGCAGCUAACUGCCUUCCUUGAAAAAAUAUAUGGAAUGAUAAGAGAUAAUCUGAAGAAAGAGAUCUCUCCUUUGCUUGGGUUAUGUAUCCAGGCACCAAGAUUGUCCCGUGUAAGUUUGGUUAAAGGGCGAUCCCGAGAUAAUGCAGCUGCACAGCAAGCUCUGAUUGCACAUUGGCAAAGUAUUGUAAAACGUCUGGAUAACUAUUUGAAGAUGAUGAAAGCAAACUAUGUUCCUCCGUUCUUGGUUCGGAAGGUCUUUACUCAAAUGUUCUCAUUUAUCAACGUUCAACUUUUCAACAGUCUGCUUUUGCGACGUGAAUGCUGCUCAUUCACGAAUGGGGAGUACGUAAAAUCUGGAUUGGGGGAGUUGGAACAAUGGUGCUGCUAUGCAACUGAGGAAUAUGUAGGCUCAUCUUGGGAUGAACUGAAGCAUAUCAGACAAGCGGUUGGAUUCCUUGUAAUACACCAGAAGCCUAAGAAGACAUUGCAUGAGAUUAUGAAUGAACUUUGUCCUGUUCUUAGCAUACAACAACUAUACCGGAUAAGUACAAUGUAUUGGGAUGACAAAUAUGGAACUCACAGUGUUUCUACUGACGUUAUAUCAAAUAUGAGAGCCAUGAUGACGGAGGACUCUAACAAUGCUGUUAGCAGUUCAUUUCUGUUGGACGAUGAUACAAGCAUUCCUUUUACGGUGGAUGAUAUAUCUAAAUCAAUUCAACAAGUUGACAUUGCUGACAUUGAUCCUCCACCAUUGAUUCGUGAAAACUCGGGGUUUGUAUUCUUGCAUCAACGUACAGUAUGACAGGACACUGCCUCAUCAAGCCAGCCAAGUGCGGAAACAUGGAGAAAAUUUGUGCAUAUUUUAAAAAGUCCAUACCUUAUUGCUUCCAUACGUACCAUAUUUUUGGGUUUCUUGAUUUUCUUGGACAUCCGUGGUGGGGGUCCGUUGUCCAGUUCUAUUCAUUUGUUUUUUUAUCUCACACGCCUUUUCAACGUGAGAGAUAUCUUUAGAAGGCCACGAGGCCUGUAGCUUGAUCAUAUGUAUGCAGGCUUAGGAAGAUGCAGUAUUUCUUUCUAUUGUUUUUUGGGAGGAGGUGGGGGUGGAGGUGGUUUCAUUUUUGGGUGUAUAAGUAACCAUAUUUGGUCGUCAAUUUAAGUCGGCAGUUGUUUGUAUUGUAAGAAAAUGCUGUCUUAAGGUUUUGGUUGUAACUUUAAGAAAAGAGGAUGUUUGAAGAUGGCUUACACAUUCUCUCUACAUACUCGUUUCAUGAAUUGCCAAAGGGGCUAACAAGCUCACACGUCAAGAAGAGAGGAAACAUUAAAGUUAAUCAUUUCCUUGAAUAAGUUCAAAUACACUAGGCAUGGACCUAAAAAU